CCUAUGGCACUAAUUCGAACGACACACACCCACACUAUUGAUUCAACGAGAGUAUGAAGCGCACGACCGCGCAGGCCUUUAAAAACAACCGCAUCAACAUUGUUGAAGCUAUCCAUCUACCGGGAUGACAUUCGGGAAGUUGCAAUCGCUGGAGGUUUAGCUGCACAAAAUACCGUUCUCCAUUCUCUUAUAGUAUCGUCAUCAGAUUGCUGAAGAAAACUGAUGCAGGUCGGCUGACAGGCUUCCAGUCGGCAUGUAUGGGGGAGAAAACAUCGCGAUGAACACCCAGUCAUUCGACAAAGGUCCUAAAACAAUAUCACAAAAUCCAUCCGACAACCAUGACAACAGCGGUGGCGUCUCAAAAGGUGGCACCAAGUCCAUUGUCGAUGAUUUUGUCGACAACGCGACGACCCAUGGCAUUCCGCGAUUCCUGAAUUCAUCUCGCUCGUUGAUUUCUCGUCUAUUUUGGUGCGUCGUUACUUUGGGAUUGCUAGGAGCGCUCCUUUACCAGGGUUCGAAGCUCGUCAUCGCCUUCACCGGCCGGCCGACCACGACCAAGAUAUCGCUCAUCACUGAAUCGAAGCUCGAAUUCCCGUCGGUCACGAUUUGUAACCUGAAUAUGAUGCGAAGAUCAAAACUAAAUGGUACCCGGUUCGAAACACUUGCAAAUUUGGACGUCGAUCACCAUGUCAGCGGAAUUGGUGUCGACGAUUCGGACUACGAUUGGUUCUUUAGUAGCGACGAUUCUUCUUCCGUUUCUACACCGCAAGAAUCCUCGAGCACCUCGCCAUCCAAUCGACGUCGCCGUGCAGUUCCAGAGUCAAGCGACUCUUAUAGUUAUUUUGGAUAUGAUUACGAUGCAUUUGAUGAGAUCGACGACCCGAACGACUGGGAGAGAUUCUAUGACAGCUCGACUGCAAGUGAUUUCAGUGAUUUCCAGGCCGUGGUUAGACCGACGAUUGAAGAGCUCAGGGAGUAUGGUCACCAGGCCAAAGACUUUAUUCUGCAGUGUACCUUUGAUACACAGCCUUGCAGUUAUAGAAAUUUCACUGUUAUUCAAAAUGUCAACUAUGGAAACUGUUUCGUGUUCAACAAUGCUCACAAAAUGAACAGAGACAUUUCCAUCAAUACAACGAGAACUGGCUCCCAAUAUGGCCUUCACCUGACGCUGAUGGUGGAGCAGCCUGAAUAUAUCGGUGUUCUGAGCCCGGAUUCUGGAGUCAAGGUCGCCAUCAACGACCCUCGCAUCCACGCUUUCCCUGAAGAUGAUGGUGUCAUGGCCCCACCGGGGGUCGCCACCUCAAUCGGACUUAAGAAGACGACAAUCAACCGAUUAGGCGAUCCUUUUGGUAAAUGUAAAAAUGGCCACUCCUCUGACUAUUACCAACCUGAGAAGUACGACUUCAGCCAACGUUCCUGUAUGAAAAUGUGCCUCCAAAUGACCAUGAAGAAAAACUGUUCCUGCAUUACUGAUAUUCUUAUCAAUGGCUCUAUGUGUGGAGCCAUCGACAAAGUCCAAGUGAAAUGCAGAUCGCUCGUUUUAAGAGAGUUUCUAAAAAACAACAUCGGAUGUUCAUGUUCCAACCCAUGCAGUGAAACCAUAUUUACCCCGACAAUAUCAACAUCUCGAUGGCCUGGUGUACGAUACGAGGCUCAUAUGUACAACAGGCUAGCGAAUAUCAGUGAAAAGGCAGCAAGAAUUCUUACUGAUGUUGAACAAUCUAGAAAUAAUCUUGUUCGUCUGAGAGUUUUCUACGAAGAACUCAAUUUCGAGAACGUUCAAGAAUCACCAUUAAUCACGGUUGAAACUCUUUUUGGUGGUGUUGGAGGGCUGAUGGGUCUGUAUGUUGGUAUGUCUUUCAUAUCCUUGAUGGAGAUAUUGGUUUUUAUCUCGGAACUACUUCGGUCUCUGUGCUGCCCGAAGAACACCUCAAAACAUAAUGCCAAGGUUUCUGGACAUUGAAAACUAGUCAUGACGGAGAAGAAUCCUCUCAUCUCAGACUGUCGAGUAUCCAUCUAGAUAAUUGGGUCUCUGUAAAGAGAUGUCGUUAAUGGAUAACAAUGUACUUAGAGGAUAAUGCAAGUGCGUAUAUUGCACGGUCCUUGAAGCGGAAUGCGAAAAUUCGAAUACAAAACCUUGCAUUAUAUUAUGAGAUUAAUAUACAAUCAUGACGCCGAUAGUCCGAUGAGCAGAUGAGCUGUAAUCAUUGUUUAUGUGCAAUCAUAGCUUCUAAUGUGACCCUUGGCCUUGAUCUGACUUCAACAAAUGCGGAGUUUACAAAAAAUAACAUAAUUUAGGUCCGUUUAAAAACUAAUGUAAGGUUUAAACAUAUACUUUACGUAGGCCUAUACCUCGCAUUUUUGUCGAAGAAAGAUAAAGUCGCAGUUAUAUGUUAUAUUAUAGAAUUACGCUCCACUUUAGUUUAGGAAUUUUCUAAAUAAACAUAAUUAUGGACAAAUUAUGAGCAAAACUGAUUCGUAUAUCACCUUGAAAAUAUGAAUAUAAAUGUAAUAUAGUGAUGUGAUCGAAUAGCAAGUGAUUGUGACACCUUUUUGUUAUGUUUCUUUGUUUAUUAGUCUUAAAUCCAAAAUUAUAUAAAAUAUUAUUAUAUUUCAAAUGCUUUUUUUUAUAAACACUGAAAUUUUCCUACUUGAUAAAAUCUGAAAUCUCAUUUCCUCAUUACUUUGCCACUAUAUUGUGACCAUUUUUUUUUCGAGAUUAUAUCUACAGUACUAUGUAUACGGAUACAAAUAAUUGAUUUACGUUUUAUAUAAUAUAUCGUACGUUUCAUUUUGUAUGUGAUUUUAAUGUAGAAGCUACAAUUACAUCUAUUUAUUAAAAAGGUUGAAAAGUGUUUGUCUGUUUGUAAACAUUUUAAAAUAAUUCACAAUAGUCAGAAUGAGAAUAACGCAUUCUGAUGGAAGUAAAGGUAAUGAUAUGUAGAUUAAUAAGCGGUCACUUUCGUAGGUGUGUGCUUACAUCAAUGUAACAUUGUAGAAAUCACAGUGAUAAAAGCUAGGAGAAUGUAAGGAUAAAUAUAAUUAUAUGACAUCACAUUCGUUGUCAUCGGUUCGCAGUUUCGUUGUUUUCUGGAGUACACUUUGAAAAGAUCUAAAAAUCACCAAAUCUAGACAUUGUUUUCCUAUAUCUGAGGUAAAACAUAUUCAUUGGAGCUAGAGUUUACUACGCAUGCAUUGCAAUUAAUAUACAUUAAUUCAGUGAUAUUGUAAUAAAUUACGUGAAAUUCCGUAUCAGGUUAGAACUUGGUGCCGGUCUUGGUGCUUUCUCAUCGAUGCAUUUUUUAUACGCCCGUCCUAGACGGGACGUGU
This is a messenger RNA of Lytechinus variegatus (green sea urchin), 3330 nucleotides long. RefSeq names its product degenerin deg-1-like. Bases 254 to 1963 code for a protein of 569 amino acids. NCBI's taxonomy places the organism in Eukaryota, Metazoa, Echinodermata, Echinoidea, Temnopleuroida, Toxopneustidae. The record is from RefSeq and is a predicted model, not a curated record. Gene Ontology annotation, biological process: sodium ion transmembrane transport. The transcript is spliced from 12 exons. Gene Ontology annotation, cellular component: membrane. Gene Ontology annotation, molecular function: ligand-gated sodium channel activity.